This is a messenger RNA of Seriola aureovittata, 691 nucleotides long. It is a transcript of the gene psmg4, whose product is annotated as proteasome (prosome, macropain) assembly chaperone 4. The transcript has 3 exons. NCBI's taxonomy places the organism in Eukaryota, Metazoa, Chordata, Actinopteri, Carangiformes, Carangidae. The record is from RefSeq and is a predicted model, not a curated record. The coding region runs from base 75 to 449 and encodes 124 amino acids. Gene Ontology annotation, biological process: proteasome assembly.
GUUACUGUUUCUGUUUACAGUCAGCACGAGUAUCGUCGCGGCUAGCAGCGUCACUUAUAGUGAAGUAAAACAAAAUGACGGAAACACAGAACGGAGCGAUGUUUGACGCCAUCUCGGUGCACAAUUUCUCGGAGAAGAUUCUGGAGCAGGCCGUACACUUUCACGUGAUGAAGCUCAGCGGCGGGUUUUUCCUCUGGGUCGGUUCGACGCCGGUGUUGUCCAACCUGGCGGUCUCAAUGAGCAGCAAAUACGAUUCAAUGCCAUUAUCCACAUUAGUCAUGGGGGACCCGUCCAACACUGCUCCAAAUUCUUUGUCACAGAGAUUAGCAAAGAAGACCAAAAAGCAAGUAUUUGUGAGUUACAGUCUACCAAUGACAGACUCUAACCUCGGUCUGUUGGUGGAGAACAGGAUCAAAAAGGAGCUGGAGCUUCACCCUGAGCACUUUUGAGCUUGUUUGAUUAUUGAACUGAGGACAUUUAGGAUGGAACAAACACAUGGCAAGUUCCUCCUCAUAUCUGGACUUAAAUACUCCUUCAGAUACUGUAAUCAUACUCCAACACAAUAACCACAUGGUCACAUUAAGUGUUCUUUUAUUGACAUAAUAAAUUAAGUGGUUUAUUAUCAAAACAUGUAGGCCUAUGGCUUUUUGUACAAAUGCAUCAUAUUAAAAAAAUAACACUUAGAAAACAG